This is a messenger RNA of Lycium barbarum (goji berry), 1160 nucleotides long. RefSeq lists its product as uncharacterized. The coding region runs from base 128 to 703 and encodes 191 amino acids. The record is from RefSeq and is a predicted model, not a curated record. The transcript is spliced from 6 exons. NCBI's taxonomy places the organism in Eukaryota, Viridiplantae, Streptophyta, Magnoliopsida, Solanales, Solanaceae.
AUUUUUUUAUUUUUUUUAUGACUCCCUUAUAAUUUAAAACUUUGUAAUGAGCCAUAGUCCCCCAACGCGAGGGGACUUCACUAUACAGCAACUCUGACAGGGGUUGAGUAUUCUUUGGGCUUGCAAUAUGCGUACGGUAGCAGCGCGACUCAGCCCUUAUUUAUGGAGGAGAAGGCCUAUAAAUUUACAACCCAUAAGGUUUUCUACUUCCAGCUUUGGUAGAGAUGAACAGUCAAUAGAGCAAGAAGCUGAAAGAAAAGUAGGAUGGCUCUUAAAAUUAAUAUUUGCUGGGACUGCUACGUUUAUUGGGUAUCAGAUUUUCCCAUACAUGGGAGACAAUCUGAUGCAGCAGUCUGUCUCACUUCUACAAGUCAAGGAUCCUUUAUUUAAAAGAAUGGGCGCAUCCAGAUUAGCUCGUUUUGCGAUAGAUGACGAAAGAAGGAUGAAAAUAGUUGAGAUUGGUGGGGCUCAAAAGCUUUUGAACAUGUUAGAGUCUGCCAGAGAUGAUCGGACGAGGAAGGAAGCCUUGAAGGCUCUUUUUGCGAUAUCAAAAUCAGAUGAGGCUGCUGUGGUCUUACAUCAAGCUGGAGCCAUAUCAAUCAUCAAGUCCACCCUCGAGUCCGCUGAGGAUGCUGAAGUCGGGACAUACAAGUCAAAUUUGCUGAGUCGAUUUCAAGAUUUAUCAUAUGAUAUUAGGUCUUGAGAUUACUAUUAUCAGGUCUGAUAUUCCCGUCACUUUCUUAGAAGUUGGCCAUAACGUCUUUACAUAGAUGUUUUAUUACAUUGCUGAACUUUUACACACUUUUUCUGAAGAAAGUUGAGAAAAUCCCUUUACCUUCUCCAAAAAAGAAAGUUGAGAGGAUCCUUACAUUGUUGUUACAUGUAAUUCGUGUUACAUGUCCACUAGAAAGCCAUGGUUAUGCUAGGUGAAAGCUCCCUUGUUUAAUGGGAUCUUAAACAUUGCUAGCGAGUGAGUCAAGCUAUAAUGUUGUAAACCCUUCAAGGGGCAUUAGAAUGGAAAAAUAAUCCGGAUGCCCCAUGCAAAGUUGCCACUGGCACACAAGAUCCUGUUGUUUUUCGUAUGAAUCGUCAUGGUUCUAUCACAUAUGAAGAAUAGACAAGUACAAAAAUAAAUGCCAUUUGGAUUUUUAGUUCGUAAA